Olea europaea var. sylvestris is the source of this 3765-nucleotide messenger RNA. Its product is annotated as LRR receptor-like serine/threonine-protein kinase RPK2. Lineage: Eukaryota; Viridiplantae; Streptophyta; Magnoliopsida; Lamiales; Oleaceae. Gene Ontology annotation, cellular component: plasma membrane. Gene Ontology annotation, molecular function: protein binding; ATP binding; protein kinase activity. The record is from RefSeq and is a predicted model, not a curated record. Gene Ontology annotation, biological process: protein phosphorylation.
UCUCUCUCUCUCUCAGACACACGCACGCAUGUUUACUCUCUCUUGACUAGACUGUUCACGAGUAAAAAGGCAAAGGUAACCCCUCUCCCAAAAAUUAGGAUUAAUAUUAGGGUUUUUCAACUCUCUGUUUUUUACUUGAGACAGUGUGUGUCUCUGUGACCUCGAGGGCCCAUAAUUUUUUCUUGGCCUUUUGAGGAUUCUUUUGGGAUUUUUGAGUAAUGGGUCAUCUUUCUUUUCUGAUAAAAUGGCAUCAUCUUCACAAGCCGUUGAAGUUCUUGAUUUUGCUCUGGGUCUUGUUUUCAGCUGAAAGCGACGUCGUUUGUGCCUCUGAUUCGGAUAAAUCUGCUCUCUUGGAGUUCAAGGAUUCAAUUUCCGACCCUUAUGGUGUGUUGACCAGCUGGAAUUUGAAUAAUACGGAUCACUGCUCUUGGACCGGGGUAUUGUGUGAUUCGGGCUAUCGGGUCGUGUCGUUGAAUAUCACAGGUGAAGGUAAUUCAUUAUCUUGUGCUAGAAUUGCUCGAUUUCCACUCUAUGGGUUUGGAAUUAGAAGGCCUUGUCUGAUUAGCAAUAACAAAGUAAAAAUCCUGGGUAAAUUAUCGCCAGCUAUUGCGAAACUCACUGAGCUUAAGGUGUUAUCGCUCCACUUCAAUGAAUUAAGCGGUGAUAUUCCUUUGGAAAUUUGGGGUAUGGAAAAGCUUGAAGUUCUUGAUCUUGAAGGGAAUUUAAUUUCUGGGUCAUUGCCGGGUAAAUUUAAGGGGUUGAAAAACUUGAAAGUUCUUAACUUGGGAUUCAAUGAGAUUUUUGGUGGAAUGCCAAGUUCACUGUUGAAUUUUAUGGGUCUGCAGAUCUUAAAUUUAGCUGGAAAUCAAGUGAAUGGGUCUAUUCCAAGGUUUAUUGGUGAGUUUAGAGAUUUGAGGGGGCUUUACUUGUCAUUUAAUCGGCUUGGUGGAUCGAUACCUGGUGAUAUAGGGGAUAGUUGUGGGAAGCUUGAGUAUCUGGAAUUGGCAGGAAAUUUCUUCACUGGAGGGAUUCCAAAAAGUCUUGGAAAAUGUAGAGGGCUGAAGACACUUCUGCUGUACUCAAAUGUUUUAGAGGAGGUGAUUCCGGUUGAACUUGGUCAGCUGGAUCAGCUUGAAGUGUUAGAUGUUUCUAGGAACAAUUUUGGUGGGGCUAUACCAUCAGAACUUGGCAAUUGUACAAAGUUAUCUGUCCUUGUAUUGUCAAACUUGUGGGAUCCUCUUCCCAACAUCUCUAGUUUUAGAGGUGAUAUCUCGAUUGAAAAGUUGGCACUUAUUGCUGAUGAGUAUAAUUUCUACGAAGGUACACUUCCAGCUGAAAUUACUGGUCUUUCUAGUUUGAGGAUGUUGUGGGCCCCUCGAGCAACUCUUGAUGGGAAGUUGCCUGAUAGUUGGGGUUUUUGCGACAACUUGGAGAUGUUGAAUUUGGCUCAAAACUAUUACUCAGGGAAAGUCUCAUUGGGGUUCAGCAACUGCAAGAAACUGUAUUUUCUAAACUUGAGCUCAAACAGACUGAGUGGGGAGAUUGUCGACAAAAUUCCUGUUCCUUGUAUGACUAUGUUUGAUGUUAGUGGGAAUUUUCUAUCUGGUUCUAUCCCCAAAUUUAGUUACAACUCUUGUGCAAAUAUCCCAUCCAUAAAUGGGGAUUUCUUGGAGCCACAGGAUCCAUCAUCUUUAUACAUCUCAUACUUUGCAGAGAGAACUCAAGUUGACAUCCCUUUGCCAUUUUUUGGCGAUGAUGCUAGUUUUGCUGUGCUCCAUAAUUUUGGCUCUAACAACCUUACAAGCACAGUUAAUUGGAUGCCAAUUGCACCUGAAAGAUUAGGGAAGCGGACUGUUUAUGCAUUUCUUGCUGGUGGAAACAAACUCACUGGAUUAUUCCCUGGAAAUUUUUUGGAGAAGUGUGAUCAGAUGAAGGGUAUGAUGGUUAAUGUCAGUAACAAUCUUUUAUCUGGUCAAGUUCCAACUGAUAUUGGAACGAGGUGCAAAUCUUUGAAGCUCUUAGAUGCCUCCGGCAAUCGAAUUUCUGGAAUUCUUCCUCCUGGUAUCGGAGAUUUGGUUUCACUUGUAGGUCUUAAUUUGAGCUGGAACCCACUGAAUGGUCCAAUCCCCAGCACUAUCACCCAAAUAAAGGGGCUUGAAUGCCUUUCUUUAGCUGGAAAUAACUUGACUGGGUAUAUUCCCGCGAGCAUGGGGCAACUAUACUCUUUAAAACUGCUUGAUCUGUCUUCAAAUUCUCUCUCUGGUGAAAUUCCUAAAGAGCUUGCAAAUUUAAGGAACUUGACUGUGCUUCUCCUCAAUGAUAAUAAGCUAUCUGGGCAGAUUCCGUCUGGCUUCACGAAUGUGACCAUGCUCUCAGCAUUUAAUGUGUCCUUCAAUAAUCUCUCUGGGCCAUUGCCUUUGAAUGGUAAUUUGAUGAANCAGGAGAGGACCACAAGAGCUGCCAAUUGGAGGGUACUUCACAAGAUUGCUUUGGACAUAGCCCGUGCACUUGCCUACUUACAUGAUCAGUGUGUGCCACGUGUUCUUCACCGUGAUGUGAAGCCUAGCAAUAUCUUGUUGGGUGAUGAUUACAAUGCUUAUUUAUCUGAUUUUGGACUGGCUAGGCUACUCGGAACUUCAGAAACUCAUGCCACCACCGGUGUCGCUGGCACUUUUGGAUACGUUGCUCCAGAAUACGCAAUGACUUGCCGUGUGUCUGAUAAGGCUGAUGUCUAUAGUUAUGGGGUUGUGUUGCUUGAGUUGAUUUCCGACAAGAAAGCACUUGAUCCCUCAUUUUCUUCCUAUGGAAACGGUUUCAAUAUUGUUGCUUGGGCAUGCAUGCUCUUGCGUCAAGGGCGUGCUAAGGAGUUCUUCACUGCCGGGUUGUGGGAUGCAGGCCCACACGAUGAUUUGGUUGAAGUCUUACACCUGGCAGUUGUCUGUACAGUUGACUCUCUUUCAACCCGACCAACAAUGAAGCAGGUUGUAAGACGUCUGAAGCAACUCCAGCCCCCAUCUUGUUAGCAUCACACGAGAAAUUAUUGUUGACAUAAUAAAAAAGAAUCCUUGCAGGAUUAUCUAAUGUGACCUUAUUCGUUUUAGAAGUCUGAAGGCUGAGCUGAGCCGGAGAUAUUCUUGCUCAAGUUCUACCAGUGUUUUGGUGACGCAACCCCUUAUAUUGGGCAGAGGAUGACCCUCCCGACCAACAAGAUUUCCGUCUCAAUAGCUUCAAUUGAGUACCAUCUGUGCACGGCCAUACUUUUCAGGUCCCCAAGGUGUACAGCCAGUGGUACUUGGAAGUAUGGAACAAUGUAGGCCAGGAAAAUCGACAAAAUGGCUUUGUCGCUUCUGUCAAAGAAUUGGCCAUCAAGACAGGGCAUGACACCUUUUUUGCAGGGCUCAGAAGUGAUGGCAAGCAGUACGAGGUAUCCGCAUGAUUUUUCAAGGUUCAAAAUUUUUUUUUUCAAGUAGGGGGGCUGUCCGCUUUACCCAAGGUAUGCAGAGCAUUUCUCCAACUCGUCUGAGACGAAACCUUGAUAGGGUCCAGAGCAUCUUGCUUGCAAUGCAGUUAAUGCAACACUAGUCGAUACAGAACGUUGUCGCCAAAAGAUCACGAAGCUUACGACAGAUUUUUUCCAGAGAUGAGCUGCGUUAAAUACAAAUUUAGGUCUCCACUGUAAAACAUACAGAAUUUUAAUUUUUCAUUUGAUUUUGUUCAGUAUUAACAUAAGAAAACGAACGCGAUCAGAUGCACAUAUUCUAUUCC